AUGUACAAGCGGCAAAAAAAAUUAUACAGGUCCUCAAAAUUUAAAUUAUAUUGGAUAACGCGUUCCGAAGCAUCAACAUCUGAUAGAAGAUUCGAUGUUUACCAUACCUCAGUGAAAGAGACUGAAAAUAAUGUAUCUGUAUCUGAUGAAAUUGAAAUAGAGAUAGAAAAUGAAGUAAGGCAGAGUGAUAUUACACCGUCUGUUCGAAACAGAACAUAUACUUACAUUAAACAAAGUACUUUACAGUACCUAAGCAAAAAGAAUGAUCGAUACUAUGCAUUACAAUGUAAACAGUUGGCACUUCAAGAGAGGAAGCUGAACUUACAAGAAAAAAGGUUUGAAUUGGAAAGUUAAGAAAUGGAUGGAAUUGAG
Molecule: messenger RNA, 372 nt
Organism: Ceutorhynchus assimilis (cabbage seed weevil)
Lineage: Eukaryota; Metazoa; Arthropoda; Insecta; Coleoptera; Curculionidae
Source: the annotation of a GenBank genome assembly